Molecule: messenger RNA, 891 nt
Organism: Ectocarpus sp. CCAP 1310/34
Lineage: Eukaryota; Phaeophyceae; Ectocarpales; Ectocarpaceae
Source: the annotation of a GenBank genome assembly
AUGAAGGAGAUCAGCAUGCGGCCGCUUCAGCCCUUCUUUAAGUUCGUCUACCAGACCCCCAGCCGGACCAGCGUGGGGCCGUUCGCCGCCAGCUCUCGCCUCUGGCACGCCAUGAACGACCUUCGAGAGCCACCUCCACCGUCACCGCAAGCCUCCUCCCCUGUGCACCAGGUGGAGGGUGACGUACAGGAGGAGGAAGGCUCCCAAGGAGAGGUCGGGGGGGUGCACGGCAGCCAGGAGGAGGAAGGUGUCGAACGCGGAGGGGGUGCCGCGGAUCGGAAGGCGGGGGGCAGGAAGAGGGAGCGGUUGGUUGACGGCGGCAUCUUUGACGGCCUGGGCGGGGGGCUGGGGCUGGGCCUGAUGGGAGGUGGUUACACGGACGACGAGGAGGAGGAGGAAGGGGAGGGCGGCAGCAACGGGUUCUUCAGCAAGGAGGUCGACGCCGACUCGGACCCGAUAGCGGCGGUGGUGUACUCGGUCACGCCGCCGACCAACGCGGAGCGCCAGGGUUGGGAGCACGCCCACAACGAAGUGGGCGGGAGACUGCCGAUAGGCCAGCGGCGGGUGUGCCUGGUGAUGUCUCGGAGGUCGGCCGAGUCUCACCUGAAGAUCUUGAAGAUGGGCGGCGCGAAGGACAAGCGGUCGUGGGCAGACGUCAAGGGCAAGAUUUCCAGUGAGGGCGUACCAGGCGUUGGCGAUGUGGAGACGGUAGACGUUCCUCUGACUAAGGCCAACAUGAAGCUCUUCCGAGUGCUGCUGGAGGAGAGGGCCGGCUGCGCCUACGCGGUUACGGAUGCGCCCAUGGUGCAGCUCGAGAUGUCGGGAGAGAGGCAAGUGACGGGCGGGCGGGUGAUCGGCUUGCGAUUUGUGAAUGGCUGGCGUGCGCCCUAA